Molecule: messenger RNA, 444 nt
Organism: Rhagoletis zephyria (snowberry fruit fly)
Lineage: Eukaryota; Metazoa; Arthropoda; Insecta; Diptera; Tephritidae
Source: RefSeq, a predicted model, not a curated record
AUGCCAUCACGUGCAGAGGACAUUAUGAUUGGCUUCAAAUUAAACUGGAUGAAUCUUCGAGACGCCGACACUGGCGAUGUUCUGUGGGAGGAAAGCAAUGAUCUCUCAAAGCCAGACAAGGAGCACGAAGCCCGUGUUCCGAAAAGCAUUCUGAAGUGUAGAGCUGUCUCGCGGGAAAUCAACUUUACAUCGGUGGAGCCAAUGGAAAAGUUCCGAUUAGAGCAGCGAGUUCUCUUCAAAGGCAGAUGUCUAGAAGAAUGGUUUUUCGAAUUCGGCUACGUCAUCCCAAACUCCACCAAUACAUGGCAAUCGCUCAUCGAGGCUGCUCCAGAGUCGCAGAUGAUGCCGGCAAAUGUUCUCAAUGGCAACGUCAUCAUUGAGACCAAGUUUUUCGACGACGAUGUGCUCGUGAGCACCUCCAAAGUUCGCCUGUUUUACGUCUAG